AUGUCAAAUAUGACAGGAGAUGAAGCCAGCUUUUCUUCAGGAGAAGAAGGUGAUGAUGCUAAUAAGCACCUUGCAACCCAUUUCCAUGCUUCCACCUCCCUCCCACCUCCUCCUCCUCCUCCACCACCUCCUAAGAAGAAAAGAAACCUACCAGGAACUCCAGAUCCUACGGCCGAUGUCAUUGCUUUAUCACCAACAACCUUAAUGGCUACAAACAGAUUUGUAUGUGAGAUUUGCAACAAAGGUUUUCAAAGAGACCAAAACCUACAACUGCAUCGACGAGGCCAUAAUCUUCCAUGGAAGCUCAGACAAAGAACUAGCACCGAGAUCAAGAAGCGCGUCUACGUAUGUCCCGAGCCGUCUUGUGUUCAUCACAAUCCAGCUCGGGCACUCGGCGAUCUCACAGGGAUCAAGAAACAUUAUAGUAGGAAACAYGGAGAGAAGAAAUGGAAAUGCGACAAGUGUUCCAAGAAAUAUGCGGUUCAGUCUGACUGGAAGGCUCAUCAAAAGACGUGUGGCACCCGUGAAUAUAAGUGCGACUGUGGCACUAUCUUCUCUAGAAGAGAUAGCUUUAUAACUCAUAGAGCAUUUUGUGAUGCGUUAACCGAAGAGAACAACAAGGUGAACCAAGGAAUGUUACAACAUCAACACAUGUCUGAUCAUCUAAUGUCAUCUAAGUCAAUAGACUCUGGGACCAAUGACUUGAUGGGGUUACCCGAUUUCAACAACUAUGACCUAAAAAACCCAAUCAAACCGCUUCCUCAAGACCUAGUCCCGAUGUCAUUCAAGCCAUUGAAUAUGUCCGGUGGCAUGUUCUCCAGUAGCUCUGGUGCCCUUUCCGGAAACCCAAGAGGUGGAUCCUCGUCAUCUUCCGGGCUACAACUUAGCUCAUCAAAUGGACCAUUAGGGUAUGGGUACUUCCAACAAGAUACUAGUAAGGGUGGAGGGCUGCUUUCUGGGCCCGCAGGCCAUAUGUCUGCUACAGCCUUACUUCAAAAAGCAGCCCAAAUGGGAGCCACUGCCAGUAACGGAAUCAAUUCUCCAAUGAUGCAAAAGAGCUAUGUUACAAGCAUGGUCGGCCCAGAUCAACUCAAUUCACCCGGCCCAAGGCCUACAUUGCCUUACGGGCUCCAACGAGUGGGCCCCUAUGACAACUUCCACAUCCAGCCUAAUCAAACAGCUAUAGGGGCUGGGGGAAGAAUCAAUGUCGGUGGUGAAGGAUACAAUCCUUURCAAAAGCCAAACCCACAAGAUAUGUUUGGGUCGGGUCUAGGCCCGAGCCUGAAUCCCAAUCUAGGUAGYAAUGAAAUGGGAAUCUAUGGUGAAUUGUUAAUGAGAGGAGAUCAAAGUCAUGGAUUUGUAAAAAAUAUAGAAAAUCACGAAGAUGGAAGCAAUGGCAACUCUGUUUUGAUUCAGGGGAGAGGGAAUCCGACCAUGGGGAGAAGCCCAUCAAUAGUAGGCGGAGGUGGCGGUGGCGGCAAUGACACGUUAACAGUUGAUUUCCUAGGGAUUGGAGGAUCGAGAUCGUUAACUAUUCAAGAACAACAACAAAGAUUAAGUGGUUUUGAAGCAGCAAGUCAGGUGAUGAAUCCUUUUCAGCAACAACUUAUCAAUGAGGAUUCUUCGGCCAUUGAAAAGCCCAUUUGGGAUGAAUGA
Cynara cardunculus var. scolymus (artichoke) is the source of this 1656-nucleotide messenger RNA. RefSeq names its product protein indeterminate-domain 2-like. Gene Ontology annotation, cellular component: nucleus. The coding region runs from base 1 to 1656 and encodes 551 amino acids. The record is from RefSeq and is a predicted model, not a curated record. Gene Ontology annotation, molecular function: DNA-binding transcription factor activity. The transcript is spliced from 3 exons. NCBI's taxonomy places the organism in Eukaryota, Viridiplantae, Streptophyta, Magnoliopsida, Asterales, Asteraceae.